AUCGUCUCGAGUUCCUGCGUGUUUUUUCUUCUUUCUUUUCUCCGUACACAUAUUUCACUCGGUUCUUCCUUCUCCUUGGGAGACUGCAUUGGCCUUUCUGCACAUAGCUUAUCUCAUUCCUUGAUAUACUCCGAAAUCGCAUAGCCACAAUUCAUGAGAUGGGCAACUCUAUUCUAUGAGCAUUACGAGGCUUGAUCGGAGGACUUUUUUUUCUUCAUCUAUCGCAGACACAACUCAAAAUCUUGGUUUUAGGUACUAGAACCGCCUAUUGUAGCUGCUAUGGCCUGGCUUAGAAUCAUCGCUGGUAUCGUUAGCUUGCUCACUAUCGUCCAGCCCAUAUCAGCUGCACCCAGCCGUGAGGGCGCUCACAAAGAGUACUGCCCCGUUCUCUAUAACGAACCACCAACCAACUGCCGUCCUCUUCCUGAAACUUUUUUGACUUUCUCUUCGAAGCCCUCUGAUACUACACCAGCAAACACUCAGAUUCUUGAGGAUGCGCUCAGUGCUCUUUCAGCUCUUCAAGACCACUUCUUUGAACCGGAUUACGCAACAUGGCCAUCUGCUAUAGACUGGACUGCUGCUGUUGCAGGAACAGUCGUGGCUGGAAUGCUCACCACUCUGUCCAAGGCUAUCGAUUCGAUCGACCUUGCUGGUAUUGAUGAUUGGAGGGUGAAAGAGAACCUCAUCGCGACUUUCUAUGCGCAGCUUGUGGGUUCGUACUUUGGACAAGAUGUGCUGUCAAUCAGAGGCCAGGCUUACGACGACAUAUUAUGGGUCGCUCUUGGCUGGAUCGAGGCCAUCAAAUUCGUGAGAACUCACGCUGAUCUUCACUACCCCAAGAUAAAAUCCGGGGGAGUUUCUGAGAGAAGUAAUUUGAGGGAAGUCAUCGAAUCUAUGCCAUGGCAGGGCUACAACUGGUUCUCAUCUUUUGCGCACCGCUCUCGCAUCUUCUGGAACCUGGCAACUCACGGGUGGGAGACAAAGUUCUGCAAUGGGGGCAUGGUCUGGAAUCCUCGCUUGAACCCAUACAAAAACGCCAUCACGAAUGAGCUAUGGGUGGCCGCCUCGAUCUCCAUGUAUGAGCACUUUCCUGGCGACAACUUCACUGCACCAUGGCUGAACAGUGCUGCAUUCCCGGGUAACGACCCUGCGCAUCUGGAGGCCGCCAUGCGAGGGUACAAGUGGCUCAUCGAUGUCAACAUGACCAACUCCCUGGGUCUAUUUGUGGAUGGAUAUCACAUCGAUAGCACCAAGCCCGGUAACACGAAUUGCGAUCUUCGAGACGAGAUGGUGUACACGUAUAACCAAGGUGUCUUGCUGACAGGCCAACGAGGUCUGUGGUCUGUCAGUGGAAGCGCAUCGUAUCUGGAAGAUGGGCAUCGUCUGAUCCAGUCCGUCAUCAGAGCUACAGGAUGGAAUCUGAAGGAGACCAAGCCUGUCGAUGAUCUGAAACACUUGGGUCCCGGUCAGUUGCCUCCAUGGUAUGGACUUGGCCGAGGAGGUAUCCUGGAAGAACAGUGCGAUGCUAGUAGCACCUGCUCCCAGGACGGCCAGACUUUCAAGGGCAUCUUCUUCCAUCACUUCACAGCAUUCUGUAGUCCUCUUGAACCUCUAGUCGCCAAGCAGGGCAGAACAAUCGAUCCCCGGGGAUACCGACGUGUGAAAGGCAUUCACGCAGAUGCAUGCCAGUCAUACUUGGGCUGGGUCAAACAUAACGCCCAUGCGGCUAUGAAGACUCGCAAUGACGAUGGCCUUUUUGGCAUGUGGUGGGGAGCUGGCAUCUAUGGUGCUCUCCCAACACUGGAUACCGACGGUAUCGACCACGCCGCAGAGAACGCAACCGACUACCGCAACCAAGGAACGCCUGAUGACGAGACUUGGGGUGGGCUUCACCGAUGGACUCCAGGUACAGGACACUGGUCACCUUCAGGGCCGAAGUCUGACCAGCAUGUUAUGGACAGUGUUGGGGAGGACCUUGUACCUCGCGACGGAAGACAUUCACCUCGAGAGGUGAAGAUGAAGGGACAGGAUCCCAAUGAACGGGGACGGGGGCGGACUGUUGAGACACAGGUUGGAGGAAUUGCGCUGCUUAGAGCAUAUUGGGAGCUUUCUCAAUCAUUUGAACGAUGACGAUUUCAUGUUUAUGACUGAUAAAAUGCGUUUAUAGAGUAGACUGCAUAGACUGCGAUAGAACGAUGACGAUCUGAACGCAUUUGCGUUCGUAACCUUUCAGAGUACCUCUGGAUGAUGAGUGAUCAAUGCCCUUCUCCGAUCUGAAAUCUCGUGCAUCGAGAUCAUCCUAUGCCAUGAUACACGAGCAAAG
Fusarium oxysporum Fo47 is the source of this 2323-nucleotide messenger RNA. RefSeq names its product glycosyl hydrolase family 76-domain-containing protein. The transcript has 2 exons. Bases 280 to 2130 code for a protein of 616 amino acids. Gene Ontology annotation, biological process: carbohydrate metabolic process. NCBI's taxonomy places the organism in Eukaryota, Fungi, Ascomycota, Sordariomycetes, Hypocreales, Nectriaceae. The record is from RefSeq and is a predicted model, not a curated record.